Arachis ipaensis is the source of this 1968-nucleotide messenger RNA. The record is from RefSeq and is a predicted model, not a curated record. Lineage: Eukaryota; Viridiplantae; Streptophyta; Magnoliopsida; Fabales; Fabaceae.
AUGUCUUCCUCCAAGUUUAAUGAUCAGGGUCACUUCUUUUACAUGAAAAUUAACCCCGACAUGCAACUUUGCAUUGUUGUAUGGUUUGAAAGAAGGUGGUUGGUUACGGGUUUGCUACGUUGGUAUGGACAAGUUUCUCACCAUCAAAGUCCCGCCCCCGUGAAGCUUCCUCUCGACAUAAAACCUUCAAUUAUUGUUGAGGACGUUAUAGACCUUUGUGACCAUUCUUUAGAAGAAAAUCUAUUCAAUGAUAUUAAUGUUGUUCCACCCAGCAUGAAUUCUGAACUACUCGACCUUAUUCUAUAUCAAUCUGAUCUUGAUCCUAUCAAACAAGUUCUUUCACUAACCGAAUGUACUUCAGCUAAGAAUAACACUUCUAAUAAUAAUGAAAGUCAGACUUUUGGUUUCCCUAUAAAGUUACAACUUUUUGAAGAGCGAAUUCUUAAUCUAACUCUUUCCAAGAUUGAGGACAAAUUACAAGAUAAUGGUAGAUCACUUAAGGAGUAUGAUCAAAUGCCUCUCUUAACUAUUGAUGCUCUGGAUGGCAUAGAUGAUCCUCUAAUAAUGGAUGAGAUGAACUUUGAUUUAUCCCUUCUGAAGGAGGAGUUGGAGUAUAACUUACACAUCAUGAAUUUGGAGCAGCGUGAAGCAUUUGAUAAGGUGAUUAGUGUUGUGAAUGAUGAUGUUGGAGGCUUUUUUUUUGUAUAUGGAUAUGGUGGUACUGGAAAGGUGUACCUCUACAGGACAUUGUCAGCUGCUAUACGAAGUAGAGGUGAAAUUGUUUUAAAUGUGGCAUCCAGUGGGAUUGCAUCCUUAUUACUCCCCAAUGGCCGUACGAAUCAUUCAAGGUUUAAGAUACCACCUGAUCUAAAUGAAGACUCUGUGUGUUGUAUUAAGCAACGUACUUUGUUUGCUAAGUUGGUAUGUAAAGCGAAGCUUAUUAUAUGGGAUGAAGUACCAAUGUUGAAUAAGCUAUGUUAUGAAUCAUUGGACAAAUGCUUGUGGGAUAUUAUGAGAUAUGAGAAAUGUUAUAAUUCAAAUCUGCCUUUUAGUGGCAAGGUUAUUUUGUUAGGCGGUGAUUUUAGACAGAUUCUUCCAGUCAUACCUAUAGGCUCACGUCAAGACAUUGUACAGUCUUCGAUAAAUUCAUUAUAUCUCUGGGAAUUCUGCAUAGUUAUGAAGCUAACAACCAACAUGCGGCUUACUGUUGGAGCUAGCCACACUCAACUAAGACAGAUUUCACAAUUUGCUGAGUGGCUAUUGACUAUUAGUGAUGGUUUGCCAGGUGAUUCUUCUGAUGGAGAAAGCGAAGUUAACAUACCUGAAGACAUCAUUAUUCAAUACAACGAAGAUGGUUUCAAUUCUUUGGUUAAUUUUGUUUAUCCAAAUUUGUUGCUAAAUUUAAACAAUGGGUCGUACUUCGGAGACAGAACAAUACUUGCCCUUACACUUGAGAUUGUCAACGAUGUUAACAAGCACAUAAUGAAAUCUUUAAUUGGAGAGGAGAAGACCUACCUUAGCUUUGAUUCAUUUUGCGUAAAGGAAGGUAACAUGAAAUCUGAAUUAGAUACAAUCACUCCAGAUGUUCUUAAUGCUAUCAAUUGUUCAGGCUUGCCGCCUCACCUGUUGGCUCUUAAAGAAGGUGUACUAGUAAUGUUACUACGAAACAUUGAUCAAUCAAAUGGGCUAUACAAUGGCACAAGAUUACAGGUUUCAAAGGAGCCAUUAGUUGUUUCAUUUUCUAUGACUAUUAACAAGUCUCAGGAUCAAACUUUAACAACUGUGGAAUUGUACUUGUCGAAACCUGUUUUUACCCAUGGUAAACUAUGUGUUGCUCUGUCAAGAGUAAGAUCAAAAUCCGGUGUAAGGAUAUUAAUUGAGAAUAAUUCAUUCAAGACAAAAGGUACAAUCAUCAAUGUUGUUUAUAGAGAAGUAUUUAAGAACCUCGGUGACCGUGUAUACUUCUAA